Candidula unifasciata is the source of this 214-nucleotide messenger RNA. NCBI's taxonomy places the organism in Eukaryota, Metazoa, Mollusca, Gastropoda, Stylommatophora, Geomitridae. The record is from the annotation of a GenBank genome assembly.
AUCAGAUCCCUACAUGUACGGUUUUUGGAAAACACAAUACACUGACCAGGAUAUGGUUAGUCUGCCGGCAAGAUCAGCCAAACCCGAGGCUGUCGAAAAUAUGCCUCCAGAAGAUGUCAUCCCCCGAGGCAAUGCUCCUGCUCCCGCCAAUCUAAGACUUGGGAACCCUGGGAUGGGCCAACAUGGUGCUGUGCUUCCGAGGGUCUCUGAAUGA